Silurus meridionalis is the source of this 1502-nucleotide messenger RNA. RefSeq names its product pentraxin 3, long b (gene ptx3b). The transcript has 2 exons. NCBI's taxonomy places the organism in Eukaryota, Metazoa, Chordata, Actinopteri, Siluriformes, Siluridae. Gene Ontology annotation, biological process: innate immune response. The record is from RefSeq and is a predicted model, not a curated record. Bases 163 to 729 code for a protein of 188 amino acids. Gene Ontology annotation, molecular function: complement component C1q complex binding.
ACACACACACACACUGUGAUCCUCCUCCAAGCCAUGUCUGGUUUAAAAGUCCACUGAACUGCACUGUGUGUACAGCAGUGUUUCAGUAGAGAGGUGUGUGUGUAUGUGUGUGUGCAAGUGUGCGUGUGAGUGUGUUAGCUCUGAUCCCUGUGACUGUGUAGCAUGUGUGUGUGUAAAGCUCUGUUGCUCCUCUGGAUGUUCUCACUUCUCUGCAGGAACGGCUUGGGUUAUAAUUAUGAGGAUUAUUACGAGUUCUCCGAUAAUGACAUCAGAGACGGAGAUCAACAGCAGACAACAGCUUCUCCUUGUCCCUGUGAAGGUCGAAAUAAAUUGCGCUGGGAGAAGAUUUUUAUCAUGUUGGAAGACUCACACAUGAUGCAGAAAAUGCUCCUUCAGGCCAAUGAGGAGCUGAAGAUGGAGAUCUCCUCACUGAGAAACCACAUCCAGAAGAUCACCUGUGACAUUUCCGCUUCCUAUCUCAGAGAUUUGGAGGAGACCUGCAGGUCCAUAAACUUACAGCAGAACAUUGGAGUGGACCAGAACAAGACUAGGCUAAUGAAGCCAGAUGUCCAACAGGAUUCUAGUGUACAGCAGCUGGAGGAGACAGAUGAGGUGAAGAAAAAACAGAAGAUGGAGGAACUGAAGAGUGUUGAGAUGAUGGACAAAACUGAGAAGAAAAUGGAGAAAGACAAAUGGUGGAGUUGGACAAAUUGGGGAUUCUGGAGAUGAUGAAGUCAGAAUGAAAGUUCUGACUGAUGGAGUUUAGAUUUGUGUGUUUUACUCUUUGCUUAUUUGCAUGUUGCUGUCGUGUUUACUGGGUUUUUCUCAGGAGCUUCACCACGCUGUUCUUCAGAAGAAGAUUGAUGGAGAUUUGAAUGCUGGAGGUUGCUGAGAUGUGAUGAUGAUUUCAGGCUCUCGCAUUUCCAACAAUAAUAUUUUCUUAGUGGGUUUUUUUUUCCUGCUUUUGGGUUGAGAACCUCCUGAAGUCUGAAGCUCCUGAGGUGAAAAAUAAAAACCAAAAUUAAUUCAACCAAAUCUCAUAACCUGGAGUUUGAGCAGGUCUGAGACUGAACUCAUGGGUUUGUUGUGUCACUUGUUCCAGGACUCAUUAGAAGGAGAUUGUGUGAGGUAAUAAAUAUCAGUUUCCAGUGUUGUUGAGUAGAAAGAGAACCUCCACCCAGCUCCACCUUCACCAUUAAACACAAUUACACUGAAACCCAAACAAAGCAAUGAACUGAAGCGCUUUUUAAACCACACCAAUAAACUUUUAUUACACAAUAAACAAAAAUAGCUGCCUGGAAAACACUAUUCAUAGUUUUAUUUAACUCCUACAUCAUUAUUUUAUAUUCAACUCCUGUUCAUCUCCACCCACACCACGCUGCUGAUCAGAUCCUCUUCACCCUGUACAGUAUUUACCACCAUCUGCUUGUGAUCGGAUUUUUAAUAUCCGGUCUGAUCUCUCACAAUUAUAAAGUGUUUUGUUGCUGUUAUGCAGUGUUUAU